UUGGUGGCAGGUGCGAGUGCUCACCACUGAAUUAACAACGCUGCGGACUGAGUUCGCGUCAGGCGCGUCGCUGGUUUUGUACUGCGAUGUAUGAGACGUAAUGGGACUGAAGAGGACGUAUGGAUAUGGAGAACACAAGCUCGACCAUGAAAGGGAUACUGACCAUACUCGUUUGCAUUUUUGCUCUAAUCCAAAGUGGGGACUGUGCAGACUCAGAGGAGCGCUUAAUGAAUUGGCUUCUUGGUAAGGAGCGCUAUAAUAAGCUUAUCAGGCCGGCUUUGAACAGGACAGAGAGAGUGACAGUUCUCCUACAGGUUUCUCUGGCCCAGCUAAUCAGUGUGAAUGAAAGAGAACAGAUCAUGACGACAAACGUCUGGCUCACUCAGAACUGGAAUGAUUAUCGACUAUCGUGGGAUCCAGCCGAGUAUGAGGGGAUUGACAAACUCCGAAUCCCCUCCAGACACAUUUGGCUGCCUGAUAUUGUGCUGUACAACAACGCUGAUGGUACAUAUGAGGUAACAGUCUUCACCAAUGCCAUCGUUCUCUUUAAUGGAAGUAUUGCCUGGCUCCCUCCUGCCAUAUAUAAGAGUGCCUGUAAGAUUGAGGUCAAACACUUCCCCUUUGACCAACAGAACUGCACACUUAAAUUUCGUUCCUGGACGUACGAUCACACUGAGAUUGACCUUGUGUUAAAAUCGGAGGUGGCCAGCAUGGAUGACUUCACUCCCAGUGGUGAAUGGGACAUCUUAGCUCUUCCAGGGAGGAGGACGGUCAACCGUCUUGACCCUACUUAUAUUGACUUGACGUAUGACUUUAUAAUCAAACGCAAACCGCUCUUCUACACCAUAAAUCUCAUCAUCCCCUGCGUGCUCAUCACUUCACUGGCCAUCCUGGUCUUCUACCUGCCUUCAGACUGUGGCGAGAAGAUGACUCUAUGUAUUUCUGUUCUGCUCGCACUCACUGUCUUCCUCCUUCUGAUUUCUAAGAUUGUGCCACCUACUUCCUUGGAUGUACCCCUGAUUGGAAAGUACCUGAUGUUUACCAUGGUGUUGGUAACAUUUUCCAUCAUCACAAGUGUGUGUGUGCUCAACGUGCACCAUCGCUCUCCCAGUACACACACCAUGCCGGCUUGGGUGAAACUGGUCUUCCUGGUCAAACUUCCAGCAUUGCUUUUCAUGCAGAGGCCUCAAGGGAACUCGGCUCGACAACGACUGCUACAGAAAAGGCGUUCGCAUGACCCCAGGUCACUGUUGGGCAUCGGUUAUGCAGCUCCUCGCAAAUCCACAAUAUCCAACUCUGCCUCUGUACUGCUGGCUGCAUCGUCAGCUUCUGCUCUCUCUUCACCAGGACACUUCUACAACAGGGGAGCACCUUUCAACUUCAGCUAUGGCUCUCGGAAAGGAGAUAUCCGGCCCACAGAAUUCCUGCCCAAUGGCCACAACUCUACUCAGGACCUGAGGGGGUGCAGGGGGGCCUUGGACUGGGGUGCUGAUAUUCAGGAGGCUGUGGAUGGGGUUCGCUAUGUAGCUGAUCACAUGAUGGAGAAUGACGAUGACCAAAGUGUCAUUGAAGACUGGAAGUAUGUUGCCAUGGUGGUGGACCGACUGUUUCUGUGGAUCUUUGUGAUUGUGUGUGUGGUGGGCACCCUGGGACUUUUCCUCCAGCCCCUUUUCCAGAACCAGAUUGUUCCUGUCCAACAGCCCAGCACAGAGCCACCGAGACAGGAUGGAAUGUGAGGCUAUGAAGGUCUACCCUCGAGUCAGAGCCACCAAUACCAGCUUCAAAUGACUGAACUGCUACUUUAUAUAAUCCAACUCAAAGACACCAUGCUCCAACUGAUUAUCUGAGCAUGCAACACCACUGUAAUGUGAUACUGUAAAACCAGCUGUAAACUGUGAUACAAGCUGAUACAGAUAGAUACAUAGUCACUGAAACAAAAUUGUAAUAUAUCAUAGCAAUCCAGAGGUAAUAUAGAGCUUUUUCCACAGAUUAGAAAUAAGUUGACCCAGAAAAUGACAAGCAAACUUGAGAACUUUUUAAACUUUAAUCUUGAUAGGUAAACGAUUGAAUUUUAAAGUAUAUGUGGUAUAUAAUUUGCUCUGCAGUUAUUCAUGUCCGUUUUAGAAAGUCUUAAUCUUGCAAACACAUAACUGUCUCUUGACUGAAAGUUUCUUAUACUUGCCCGGAUAUGUUAUUUCAGUUUGUUUGAGAGGAAGGGUGGCCUUUUUUUAAAGCUCUUUUUCAUCAGUCUUCUGUUAAAUGCCACAUGUUAGAUGUUUGUAAACAAGUGUUUGUCAGCUGUUCCUAAUAAUCAUUUUUAAUCCUCCGCAUAUCUUAGUGCCAACUCUACAUUCACAGAAUCACAGCUGACCUGAAAUGGACUCAUGGGAACACAUAAUGUGACACAGCAAAAUUAUUUUAUGUGGUGUGCCACCUGCUGGUUAUAGAAUGCUAUUAAUAUUUCUCUCUCUCUCUCGCUCUCUCUCUCACAUAGAGAAUCCAGCAAUUGCUAAAUCUGAAAGUUUAUACGUGAAAGAUCUAAUCCAGAAUACAACGAUCACUCUUAUUCAUAGUGCAGUGUGUCAUGGUUUUAGUUUACCCAUUUCCACAGUGCCGACUGUAGUGAAAGUUGUUACAUCCCAGCAGAAUAACUUUUUUUUUUUCUUAAUUUGCAUUUAUUCAUUUCUUGAAGAACAUAUAAAAUUAUACUUUUGAAAAGCUUUGAAUAACCGAUUAAAUUAUGUGAAUUACAGGAUGCUUUUAGAUCAUGUGAACGCAUCAGUGCAGCCCUUAGCUAUGUUUAGUUACUCAAGGUAAACAGCUUUUAGACAAAUAUAAUCAAAUAUUUGGACCUUGCUCUGAGGUACCAACUCUCCAC
Molecule: messenger RNA, 2878 nt
Organism: Myxocyprinus asiaticus (Chinese sucker)
Lineage: Eukaryota; Metazoa; Chordata; Actinopteri; Cypriniformes; Catostomidae
Product: neuronal acetylcholine receptor subunit beta-4-like
Exons: 6
Coding region: 120-1736 (538 amino acids)
Biological process (GO): signal transduction; chemical synaptic transmission; nervous system process
Cellular component (GO): neuron projection; postsynaptic membrane; synapse
Molecular function (GO): transmembrane signaling receptor activity; acetylcholine-gated monoatomic cation-selective channel activity
Source: RefSeq, a predicted model, not a curated record